Messenger RNA from Pochonia chlamydosporia 170, 852 nucleotides. Its product is annotated as F-actin capping protein beta subunit. Bases 1 to 852 code for a protein of 283 amino acids. NCBI's taxonomy places the organism in Eukaryota, Fungi, Ascomycota, Sordariomycetes, Hypocreales, Clavicipitaceae. Gene Ontology annotation, molecular function: actin filament binding. Gene Ontology annotation, cellular component: cytoplasm; F-actin capping protein complex; actin cortical patch. The transcript has 3 exons. Gene Ontology annotation, biological process: actin cytoskeleton organization; cell morphogenesis; barbed-end actin filament capping. The record is from RefSeq and is a predicted model, not a curated record.
AUGGCGGACAUUGACCCCUUCGACUCGGCUCUCGACCUCCUCCGCCGCCUGAACCCCAAACACACAGCCUCGCACCUCAACGCUAUCAUCUCCCUCGCCCCAGACCUAACAGAGGACCUCCUCUCCUCGGUGGACCAGCCGCUCACGAUCCGACGAUGCAAGCAAUCCGGACGGGAAUACCUGCUAUGCGACUACAACCGCGACGGGGACAGCUACCGCUCCCCAUGGUCGAACCAGUUCGAUCCGCCGCUGGAUGAGGGCGGCGCAGGGGGCGUAGGGGCCGGUGGAAGCGAGGGCGCAGGCGAGGGGGCCAUUCCGAGCGAGAGGGUGCGAAAGAUGGAGAUGAAGGCGAACGAGGCGUUUGAUAUUUAUAGAGACUUGUACUACGAGGGCGGUGUGAGCAGCGUUUACUUUUGGAACUUGGACGAUGGGUUUGCGGGUGUGGUUUUGUUGAAGAAGUCAUCUACACCGGGUGGCUCGACGGAAGGCGUAUGGGAUUCCAUCCAUGUCUUUGAGGCGAUUGAGCGAGGAAGAACCACGCACUACAAGUUGACGUCUACGGUUAUCCUUUCGCUUGCCACGGCGGACAAUGGCCUCGGCAACAUGGAUCUCAGUGGUAAUAUGACGCGCCAGGUGGAGCAGGAUCUGCCGGUAGAUAAUGACGACAGCCACAUCGCAAACGUGGGCCGGCUCGUCGAGGACAUGGAGCUCAAGAUGCGUAAUCUUCUGCAGGAAGUCUACUUCGGCAAGGCUAAGGAUGUGGUUGGUGAUUUGCGAAGCGUGGGGAGCUUGAGCGACGGGGCGAGAGAUCGCGAGGCCCAGAGGGAACUUAUUGGGAGUAUGAGGAGGUGA